Meloidogyne enterolobii is the source of this 726-nucleotide messenger RNA. NCBI's taxonomy places the organism in Eukaryota, Metazoa, Nematoda, Chromadorea, Rhabditida, Meloidogynidae. The record is from the annotation of a GenBank genome assembly.
GAAUUCCAAAAAAAAAUUUUUUCAGAAAAAAUGGAACGAAGCAAAACCCGAGCAAAAGCAGGAGGAGGACCCUUAGUUAGGGUAGAACAAGAGAAAGGAGAGAAUUCUUUAACAGUCGACUUAACAGGCUCGAAUAAUUUAAAUCAAAUUCCUCCAAUAAAUAAAUCUUCGACUUCAUUAAAUAUUAGAAAAUUAAUUGAGGAAAAUACAAAUAAAUCAGAAACAGAAAAAAUAUUGUCUGGAAUAGCUAUAGAAGAAUGUGACACAAAUCAAAGAUGGGAACAAUGUCCAGACUCAGAAAGGGAGUGUGAACCAAGCUGUGAAUGGACAGCUUUCCCCGAAUCUAUACCUGUUUGUCCAUCACGCACUUCUGAACAAAAAUGUGGGAAACCAAGAUGUGUUUGUGUUGAAGGCUUUGUUCGGUUGGGAAAGAAUUUGAACGAAUGCAAACCUUUUAGUUUCUGUCAGGCACCGGAAGCAACACCAGAAUUAAUUCAAGAAGAAAUUAAAAAUAAAGAGCAAGUAAAACAACAGAAAUGCCCAAAAAAUGAAGUUUGGGAAAAAUGUGGGAAUGCUUGUGAACCUACCUGUCAGAGUAUGUAUAGUGAAGAACCUUGUAGUUCUGUUUGUGAAAUGCCGGGGUGUACUUGUACUGAUAAUUUUGUUAGACUAUCGGUUGGAGGUCCUUGUAUUGAAUGGACAGAAUGCCCAAGUUGGUUUUUGUGA